AUGAGUGGGAGGCACUUUGUGACAGUGCAGGUUCGUGCUGCAUCGAAGUGUGUGGCCAGAGCCCCCGUCCGAGGUUUCUCGGCCGCGUAUACUCGGAGACAAACACCUUCAUCUACGACUGAGCAGGACGCCAGCGCCAAAGAAGAUGAGAAAGAUGCAAAUACUUCCAAAGACCAAAAAGAAGAAAGCGCAAUGUCCCGACGUCUGUCCCAAAUGACCGAAGAUGCGAUGCUGGAAGGAGGACAGUCUGCGCGCCGCAACAUGGAGCAGGCGGGAUUUUCGGAAGAGCUGAAAAAGCAGCUGGAAGAACGAAUGGCGGCCGCUUCAUUCAAAAGCGAGCAUGCCGCUGCUCAUUCGAUUCUGGAUAUGCCGGCGAGUGCCGGCGCAGGUACACGCGAUAUCGCUGGAUCGACUGCGUGGACAGGGUCAGAAAGUCUACACGACUCCGCUCUGCGCAUGCUCGACGACGCAAGCAAACCGAUCCGAGCCCCCUACAAGAUCCCCCAACCGGUCAACCUCCAACCAGCCCCGAAAGCCAAACGAACACCCGGCCGCCGCUUAGCAGAUGCAAAAGAGCGCACCUCUACAUACACACUCAGCCAAGCGCCAGGCUUCUCGCAAGAAGAACGAGAGUCACUGCGCCAAGAGAUGAAAGAAAAAUUAACACCGGGAGCACACUCGGUGCCCAUCUCGAUCCACGGCCUCUCUUCAUUAGCCAACGAGCGCAUCGAAGACGCAAUUGCGCGCGGCCAGUUCCGCAAGAUCAAGCGCGGGAAGGGUGUCAAUACCGAGACUGAUCGUAAUGCGAACAGCGCAUUUAUUGAUACGACGGAAUACUUUAUGAAUAAGAUCAUCCAGAAACAGGAGAUCGUACCCCCGUGGAUUGAGAAGCAGCAGGAGCUUGCCAUGGAGCUCAGCCGCUUCCGACAGCGCCUUCGCAGCGAGUGGCGGAGACAUGCGGCACGGCUGAUUGCCAGCAAGGGCGGCUCGUUGGAGGCGCAGAUGAGACGGGCGAUGGGAUAUGCUGCGGCCGAGGUUCGGUUGGCAGAGCAAGCCAAGCUGAAGAAGUCUCUGUCGGAAGAUGUUACUGAGGCGACCGCCGAGCCCAACAAAGAUGGUUCAUCAGUUUCCACCGACGAAGCCGGCGAAUCGAGUGUUGGCAGGGCAUCCCCAGACGAGAUCGCCCAUCUCCCGCCCCUUCGGGAUCCCGAUUACCUCGCCAUCGAAAGGUCCUACCACGAGCUGGCGGUGGAGCAUUUGAACAAGCUCACACGCUCCUACAACCUCCAAGCACCACGCUCGGCACAGAAACCGUAUAUUAGCCUCGAGCGUGAGCUCAAAUCCUGCUAUGCCGACAUCGCACCCCAAUUGGCCGAGGAGAUCAAACGACGGUCUACCGAGCGAACUACCAGCUCGACACUGCCCGCUCGACCCGCCUCGUCGAGUGCGGCGGGCUCCUUUAGUCUGGGCCAGACCUCGCCCGUGGCCGACGAGGAUCAGGGCAAUAACUACGGGAUGAAGGAGUUCUGGCGGGAUCUCUUUUCGAAAUAG
This is a messenger RNA of Penicillium riverlandense, 1551 nucleotides long. Its product is annotated as DnaJ family domain-containing protein. The record is from RefSeq and is a predicted model, not a curated record. Lineage: Eukaryota; Fungi; Ascomycota; Eurotiomycetes; Eurotiales; Aspergillaceae. Bases 1 to 1551 code for a protein of 516 amino acids. The transcript is spliced from 2 exons.